This is a messenger RNA of Ictidomys tridecemlineatus (thirteen-lined ground squirrel), 868 nucleotides long. RefSeq names its product trafficking protein particle complex subunit 6A (gene Trappc6a). The record is from RefSeq and is a predicted model, not a curated record. Gene Ontology annotation, cellular component: TRAPP complex; trans-Golgi network; cis-Golgi network. Gene Ontology annotation, biological process: regulation of GTPase activity; endoplasmic reticulum to Golgi vesicle-mediated transport. Lineage: Eukaryota; Metazoa; Chordata; Mammalia; Rodentia; Sciuridae.
AGGCGAGGCUUGCCCAGUCCGGCCAAUAAGGGCUGGAGUUGCGGUGGUAGUUGGGCGCGCGAGGCUGACGCAUGGCGGAUGCAGUGUUGUUUGAAUUUCUGCACACCGAGAUGGUGGCGGAGCUCUGGACUCCCGACCCCGACCCAGGCUCGGGGGGACAGAAGACAUGCCCGUCUGUCCUGGAGAGCAUGGGGUUCCGCGUGGGCCAGGCUCUGGGUGAGAGCAUCAGCUUGGGCCCCAGCCUGCCCUGCCCUGCCCUGCCCUGCCCUCCCCUGCCCUGCCCUCCAGGCUGCCCCGAGACACUCCGGCCUUCAGGGAGGAGCUGGAUGUCCUCAAGUUCCUGUGCAAAGACCUGUGGGUGGCCGUGUUCCAAAAGCAGAUGGAUGGCCUUCGCACCAAUCACCAGGGGACCUACGUCUUGCAGGACAACAGCUUCCCGCUCCUCGUCCCGAUGGCCUCAGGCCUGCAGUAUCUGGAGGAAGCCCCCAAGUUCCUGGCCUUCACCUGCGGCCUUCUGUGUGGCGCCCUCCAUACCCUGGGCUUCCAGAGCCUGGUCACCGCCUCCGUGGCAGCCCUGCCCGCCUGUAAGUUCCAGGUGGUGAUCCAGAAACCUUGAGGACCCAGUCACCCCUGCCCAGCCGCAGAGCACCCCUGGUUUUCACCCCUCUGGAGACAGCGGGCACCUCGGCCCAGGACCUUGGGUGGCUGCCCUGGGGGCGGUCUUGGGGUCAGUGCCGGGACUCCAGUUCUCAGUGUCCCGUGCUCAACGGGAGCUCAGGGCGCUGGAGGCAAUGUGUCCUACUGGUCAGGACUGGUGGCAGGAUAUGCGCGACAUCACUCAGGUGUUAAUAAAGUUCUGUAUGUGGCA